Babjeviella inositovora NRRL Y-12698 is the source of this 657-nucleotide messenger RNA. RefSeq lists its product as uncharacterized. Lineage: Eukaryota; Fungi; Ascomycota; Pichiomycetes; Serinales. Bases 1 to 657 code for a protein of 218 amino acids. The record is from RefSeq and is a predicted model, not a curated record. Gene Ontology annotation, biological process: chromatin remodeling. Gene Ontology annotation, cellular component: Swr1 complex. Gene Ontology annotation, molecular function: nucleosome binding. The transcript is spliced from 2 exons.
AUGCUCGUGCAAGAAAUCCCCAAGGGAUACAACCCGAACGUAUACUUUUCGUCGUCCAUCAAUCUUUCCAAAAAACCGUUGGCGGUGUUUGAAAAACCAGCAACGCCAACGCCACUGAUUGCCGGGGCGGAAUCAGACGCUCAGCUCGACACGCCGGCUGAGCUGACCUCCCUCCAGCGCGGGAAACGAAACACGGGAGUGGUAAACUACAACAUUUCCCAGUUGUCCCAGCAAUCCACCACGACCUACGUUCAACAAACCAGUCAGGCGACCUUGACGCUUCUCGAGGAGCGGAAAUCAAGCAAACGGUUCCAGGAGUUGGACCGUGAAAACUACGCGCAAGACAAGACGUUUGAGAUUCCCAAGAAUGGAUUUACAAAAAAUCGAACCGGGGUCACGCACAAUACCAAACGGAUUCUCGCCUCGCGCAAGAACUUGGGGAACUACAUCGACGAGUUGGACGAUCAGACGAUCGGUUUGGUUUUCAACCUCGAGAGCUAUGAGGAUAAAAACACAACAAACAAGAAUGCCAUCAAGUUGUGUUCCAUCUGUGGGAAUAACGCGUCGAUGAAGUGUGUGAGGUGUGGCGUCCGAUUCUGCUGUUUGAAGUGCAACAAUUUGCACAAUGAUACCAAGUGUACAAGCUACUCCGGGUAG